AUGAGACUGCAAGAUCCAAUGGCUUAUUAUCAAGAGGAACAAGAAAAUAUUGAUUUGUCGUCACAGAUCAAAAACAUCAAACGUGAACUCAAGGAAUGGGAACGGUCAUUUGCGGAGACAGAAGGUCGUCGACCCUAUAAAGAAGACAUUGCUCAAGACAAAUCCGUUCAAAGGAGAUAUAAACUAUACGCUCGCUUGAAACGCGCCGAAAAAGAUCAGGCGGUUUCAUCUCAUCAAACACCCGCCAAUGGAGGAGGGGAUGACGAUGAAGAGGCCCUUCAAUCUCCUGAUGUCGCCUUGUCACCUAGUCGAGAAGAUUGGCCUUCAUCAUCCCCUGUCAACCGAACUGACAGUCAAGCAACCCGAACCAAAAAGUCAAAGAACUCGCAACGUUCAAGGAAAGAUCCUAUUGAUGAACUAGACCACAAAGAAGAGAGAAUGGAACGAAGCCAUCGACCGGAUCGUCAGCAAGAGUAUUCUCAGCAACAGUGUGACGAUGAUGAACAACCUCGACGUGCAAAAAGUCGCAAUGAUGCAAAUGUGGUGGAUCAAGCCAAGCCAAGACGACGAGACAGGCAAGAUCAAGACGACGACCGACCUAGCACAGAACGUAGUAACAGUCGACGUGAAAGAGAACGUGCCGAACCCGACCAUGUGAAGCCAGAACGAAACAAUAGUAGUAGGGCCCAGAGGAGGGCCAAACAAUAUGAAGAGCCCGAGGAGCCAGACGAAGCACCUCACCGCCAUACUCCUGAAGCGAAAGAGCGUGGAUCAGCAUCAUCGCGCUACCAGGAUGGACAAGAAAUGAACAGCAGACAACAGGAUGAAUUGAAUUAUGAUCCAGCUAGCAGACCUUCUUUGUGCUCUCCACCCCCACCCGUAAACACCGAACCUGCACCUGCUCCAUGGCGUAAACGUGAUUCCUUGUCCAGAGUCAACUCGACGUCACCACCGCCGACAGCAUUUGCAUUACCAAUGGACAAUUAUAAUAACACAAGUAGUAACAAAAACAUGUACAAUCAGUCAUCUUCGCCGACCUCACCAGCUUCAGCAUCAAGACCAUUAUCACCCUCAUCUCCAUCUUCAUCGGUUACGGCACCAUCAAGCACCUCAAACAAUGUUGUCAAAAAAGCUGAUUUGCCAGUGCACUUCAAGUUGAAACGAACUACCAUUGCACCUGGUCCCAUAUCUACAGCUGACAUUGAAGCUGGUAUUAGUCCUGCCUCGGCAUUAACAGCAUCAUCUGACUCUCGUCCUUCGUCGGCAAAUCCGGCAUCACCUGCUGAGCCAGUCCCACAACAACGAGGUGUACUUAUAUCUGGUCCUCCAGUAGCAGGAUCCGAGUACCAAGAGUUUGUGAAUCGCAGAAGACAAAUGGAAGCUCUGGCUGCUCAACAAUAUGAAAAAGAGCGUGAACGAGAGUUGGCUGCCAAGAAUAACGUCGCUACUGUUACAGCUGCUAGCCCUACUAUCAACAGCAACACCAAUCCAAUUAUGCCUCUAGCCAUAAAGCCAAUCUCAGUCAUGGCUCAAGUAUCUGUUGGACCACCACCACUACCAUCUGAAUCACACCGUAAUGCCGAACGCCAUCUGCCGCAAACCUCCAAUUCUUCUAAUUCAUCAGUUGCUUCUCGAGAAGCCUCUGCAACGUAUUCGUCAGCAGGUGCAUCUCGACCACCACCAGCUCAACCAAUCAAAAACUCAUUCGUUGGGUCGACGUCAUCUGUCACUAGUCCAAAGGACGCAGUUAACACCUCACAAUCGAUAUUUGUGAAAGCAGUGAAACGGCCCUCUAUUGAUCACGGAGAUAUCGUUACACUUGAUUCACCUGGCAGCGGGGAUCAAGAAGAGGAAUUGGAUGCGGACGAUGUAGACCUGAUUGUACCCAUGGCAGAUCCACCAAGCAACUCUUCACGAAGGGAUUCCAUGUCGCCUUUAGCAACGGAAGGAUCUACGGUUGCUAGUAUUGCUGCUAAGGGUGUGCCUAUUAUUAAUCCUAAGUUGUUCAAGCGCCUGAGUGAAGAAGGAGUUUUACGAUGUCGUCUCGUUCGAAAGAGUACAGGAAUCUACAAGGCCCAUCCAGCCUUCUUCCUCUAUAAUGAAGCAGAUGACCGCUUCUUGUUGGCUGCUCGAAAGAGACUCAAGAGCAAAAAUGUAGCGUUUUUGAUUUCGAACGCUGCUGAUGAUAUGACGAAAGAUGGUCAACACUACAUUGCUAAGCUCAAGGCCAAUACUCAGAGAACAGUGUUUACAUUGUAUGAUGCUAGAUACUAUUCCAAGGCAGCUCCAAACAAAGGAUUGAAAGAGCUGUCCUGCAUUACCUAUAGCAAAACAGUUCUCCCUCGUGAGAUGCAGGUUGCAAUUCCUGCCAUGUAUAUAGAAGAAGGAUCGGACGACUUUUCCAAGGACGUCCUUGCGGAUACACGAGCUCAGAAUACAAGCAAGCUUCACUUUUUACGAAACAAACCACCAAGAUGGAAUGAAGCUACUCAAUCGCAUUGUCUCAAUUUUGGAGGACGUGUUACAUUACCAAGUAUCAAGAACUUUCAGCUCAUUGCUGACGCUGGUGAUGAAGCGUACAUUGUUAUGCAAUUUGGUCGAUGUGGACAAGACCUGUUUGCUUUGGAUGCUCGAUAUCCAUUAACUCCUGUGGAAGCCUUUUCGAUUGCUCUUUCGACUUUCACUGCUUAUGACUCUGCCUAG
This is a messenger RNA of Synchytrium microbalum, 2703 nucleotides long. RefSeq lists its product as uncharacterized. The transcript is spliced from 7 exons. Gene Ontology annotation, biological process: protein localization to cilium; DNA replication. Lineage: Eukaryota; Fungi; Chytridiomycota; Chytridiomycetes; Synchytriales; Synchytriaceae. Bases 1 to 2703 code for a protein of 900 amino acids. Gene Ontology annotation, cellular component: cilium. The record is from RefSeq and is a predicted model, not a curated record.